AUGCAUCUCUCCCUGUGGAAGCCGCUCUCCCACUGCGCCGCCAUCCUCCUCUCCAAGAACCACCGGCGGCGCGGUGGGGGAGGCGGUGGGGGCACUGGCGGGCAUGGCGGCGGCAACGGCCGGCGUGACGACCCGGCGUCGUUCCUCCGGCAGCUGCGCGACGCGCUGGACGCCGCGUCGGAGGAGGGCGCCCUCUGCCCGCCGCCCGACGCCGCCGGCGCCGAGGAGGACGCCGCCGUCACCCGCUCCCGCUCCCUGGCGCGCCUGCGGGCGCAGCGCGACUUCCUCCGCGCCACCGCGCUCGCCGCCGCCGCCGGCCCGUUCCGCUCCAUCUCCGACCUGCCGCUCCUCGCCCACGCCAUAGCCACCUUCCUCUCCAUGUAUCCGGACUACGCCUCCACCUCCGACGUCGACCGCCUCCGCCUCGACCACUACUCCCACCUCGACGCCCCCGGCGCCGGCAGGGUCUGCUUGGACUACUGCGGCUUCGGCCUCUUCGACUCCAGCUGGGACUCCUCCUCCUCGUCCUUCACAUUGUCCGAGCUCAAUGCCAAUCUGAGCAACCACGCGCUCUACGGUGGCGCUGAGCCCGGCACGGCGGAGAAUGACAUCAAGGAGCGGAUCCUCGAGUACUUGAAUGUGCCGGCCAGCGAGUACGCCCUGGUGUUCACUGUCAGCCGGGGGUCAGCGUUCAAGCUGCUCGCUGAGUGCUACCCAUUCGAGAACAACCGAAGGCUGCUCACCAUGUUUGACCAUGAGAGCCAGUCGGUGAACUGGAUGGCGCAGAGUGCGCGGGCAAAGGGUGCCAAGACGCGCACCGCAUGGUUCCGCUGGCCCACUCUCAAGCUCUGCUCGACGGAGCUGCGCAAGGAGAUCGUGGGCAAGAAGAAGGCCAGGCGACGGGAUGCUGCAGUCGGAUUGUUCGUGUUCCCUGCACAGUCUCGGGUGACCGGCGCCAAGUACUCCUACCAGUGGAUGGCGCUGGCACAGCAGAAUGGCUGGCAUGUUAUGCUUGAUGCUGGUGCACUUGGUCCCAAGGACAUGGACUCGCUGGGGCUCUCGCUGUUCCGGCCAGACUUCAUUAUAACCUCAUUCUACCGGGUGUUUGGUUCUGACCCAACUGGAUUUGGUUGCCUUCUGAUCAAGAAGUCAGUUAUUGGGAGCUUGCAGGGGAGGAAUGGCUGCAAUGCCUCUGGGAUGGUUAGGAUUGUUCCAGUCUUUCCACAGUACCUGAGUGACUCCAUCGAUGAAUUUGAUGCAGUGGAAACGGAGGGGCUUGAAGACGACGCUUGCACUCCGAUAGAUGAAAAUCCAGUGCCUGAUGUCAGGAAUGGCUCUCAGCUGCCAGCAUUUUCAGGUGUGUACACGUCUGCUCAGGUCAGAGAGACGUUUGAGAGUGACCCUGGUCGUGAUAGCAGCUCGGAUAGGGACGGGGCGAGCACCAUUUUUGAAGAAACUGAGAGCAUAUCUGUCGGUGAGGUGAUGAGGAGUCCAGCAUUCAGCGAGGACUGUUCAUCAGAGAACUCUUUCUGGGUUGAUGUUGGCCAGAGCCCGUUGGGGUCAGAGAAGUCUGGUCAGUUCAAGAAAGGGAAACUGGGAUCACCAUUACCAUCGUCUUGGUUCACUGGCAGAAAGGGUAACAAGAGGAUGUCACCCACAUCAAGGAUAUCUAGAAGCCCACUUUAUGAUGGUAAUGUGAUUUCUUUUGAUGCUGCUGUAUUGUCAGUUUCACAAGAUGUAGACUGCCUCAGGGAAGACCCUGAAGAAGAAAUCUAUGAGAAUGGCCGGGGAAAUCAUUUCAGGCAAGUUAGUGAAAUCCAGGAGGAGCCAGAGGUGGAAGAGGUUGCAUGCCAACAUGCCAUGAAUGGUGAUUUGGACCACAAAGAAAGUGCGAUAAGAAGGGAGACUGAAGGGGAAUUUCGGCUGCUGGGACGGAGGGAUGGAAACAGCAGGUUUGCUGGCGGUCGUCUCUUCGGUGUUGAAGAGAUUGACGGAGCUAUAAGCAUGGGGCGCAGGGUUUCAUUCAACACUGAGGCAAAUAUGAUUGCUGACAGACUACAUCGGGCCUCAGAUGCUGCUGAAGCGUCUGGAUAUCCAUUUCGUGAUGACGAUGCCUGUAUAAGUGAUGGGUAUGAUGAUGCUCAAGACUGGAGCAGGAGGGAACCAGAGAUAAUUUGCAGGCACAUUGAUCAUGUUGAUAUGAUGGGGCUCAACAGAACAACUCUUAGGUUAAGGUACCUUAUCAAUUGGCUAGUAACUUCGCUGUUGCAGCUGAAGCUGCCAGGCUUGAAAGACAGUGAUGGAGUUCCUCUUGUCCACAUUUAUGGUCCAAAGAUUAAGUAUGAAAGGGGAGCGGCCGUUGCUUUCAAUCUGAAGCAAAGUGGUGGCGCUUUCAUUAAUGCUGAAUUUGUCCAGAAGAUAGCUGAGAAAAAUGGCAUAUCUCUCGGCAUCGGUUUUCUUAGUCAUAUAAAGAUAGACCCAAACCAGAAGCAGUCAAAUGGAGCACUAGAUAUACCCGAGGCUUCCUUUUAUAAGAAUGGUCGCAGAGACAGUAAAAAGGUGACUGUAAGAGUUGAAGUUGUGACUGCUUCGCUUGGCUUCCUCACUAACUUUGAAGAUGUGUACAAGAUGUGGGCAUUUGUUGCCAAGUUCUUAGAUCCUUCAUUCCUGGAAAGUGAGCGCAUUGCCAUAGCUACUGACCAAAUGGAGGCGAUAGCUGCUGAGCACAUGCAAGGGCAAAUUUGA
Molecule: messenger RNA, 2745 nt
Organism: Triticum turgidum subsp. durum (durum wheat)
Lineage: Eukaryota; Viridiplantae; Streptophyta; Magnoliopsida; Poales; Poaceae
Source: the annotation of a GenBank genome assembly